This is a messenger RNA of Paramecium octaurelia, 3145 nucleotides long. Lineage: Eukaryota; Ciliophora; Oligohymenophorea; Peniculida; Parameciidae. The record is from the annotation of a GenBank genome assembly.
AUGUCGUCUGAUGAAUUGGGUAGCGAAAAUGAAAAUUUUGAUUCAAUACAAAAAGACUCGUUAUGGAGAGAUGAGCAUAAGAUGGAAGAAUCUGCGCAGCUUAUACAUUUCCUUGUUUUAGGUCUGAUUUGUGGACUAAUCUUGAGGGAAUUAAAUAAGAAGACCAAGUAGGAGAGUUUAAUAUCAUUAGCAUCCCCUACUCUCCUAUGAUUCUUGCUCUUGGUUUGGCUAUUGGUCUAUCGUAGGAAUAUCUUGGGAAAAUAGGGAAUAGUGCUUACAUUUUAUCUAAAAUGCAUCCUCAUUUGAUCGUCUUCAUUUUUAUUCCAGUUCUCUUGUUCGAGUCAGCUUUUAACUGUGACUGGUACACUUUCAAGUACUAAAUCAUUAAUAUCUUGCUCUUGGCAGGGCCUGGAUGUGGAUGGGUAAUUUUAUAUAAUUUAUAUAAAAGGGAGCUAUAUUGUUGGGAGCAUGCUUUAAGAUCAUUCUGUAGUAUAGCGAUGAUGAUAUGAACUGGUACGAGGCAUUUACAUUGGGAUCAGUGUUAUCAGCUACUGAUCCUGUGGCAGUAGUUGCACUCUUGAAGGAAUUAGGAGCAAAUCCAGCUUUUAAUCAUUUGAUUGAAGGGUAUGAAUUCGAUGUUAUAUUUUAGGGAGGCAUUACUCAAUGAUGGAGUUGCAAUGGUUUUCUUUAAUGUUUUUAACAAUAUUUCAAAAGCUUCGAGUGGAAAAGGAGAGGCAGUUAACGGAGGGGACAUAGUGUUAAGUUUCAUAAGGACAUCGCUUUUGGGACCAGUGAUGGGUCUAAUAUUGGGUGUGCUGGUUGCUUUGUGGACCAAAAGAAUAUUGGGUGAUGAUAUUGAAGUAACUUGGUUGACAUUCGUAUUUACAUAUUUUACAUUUUAUUGGGCAGAAUUCGAAUUUUUUUAAACAAGUGGACUUUUGGCAGUAGUAGGUUUAGGUUUGUUUUGGUGUGCUUAUGGGAGAACAAGGAUAAGGGCUUCAGUUGAGCAUUCAGUUCAUGCAGUUUGGGGAUUUGUGUAAUAUAGCUGUGAUACUCUUGUGUUCCUAUUGGUAGGUAUCAUUGUCGGUAUAGAAAUUAUGGAGGAGAAACUAAUAUUGAGUUCAGACUACUAUAAAAUGAUUGGAUUCUAUUUCUUAAUGAUUUUGGCUAGAUUUUUAAUGGUUCUGACAUUCUAUCCAUUUUUAAAAUGUAAUAUCGAUUAUGAAUUUAAGGUUUUGGAUACCCAAUAUCAAAGUCUGAGUUGAUUGUCUUGGUCUAUGGAGGAUUAAGAGGAGGAUUGGGACUAACACUCUCCUUGAUGGUAGGUUGUGAUGAGGAUCUACCUGCUCGUUUUAGACAUUUAGCUGUUUUCUAUGCUGCUGCCAUGGCCUUAAUCACCAAUAUGAUCAAUGGAACUACUUGCAAGACUUUGGUUAAAUGUGUUAAGAUGAUAGAUGAACCAAUUGUGAAAAAGAAGGUGUAUAAGAAAUAUUUGGAGGAGUUGAUUGUUAUUCAAUAGGAUUUAGUCAAGGAAUUGGAGACUGAUGAUUUCUAUAACAUGACUGAUUGGAUGACUGUGGGUAAUCUGAUUGGACAAUAGGAUUUUAUUGACAAAAUUGAUAAAGUGGAAUAAGAUAUUAAAAAUUUCAUCUAAAAGAAGGGGUUUUAAGAAAUGAUCUAUGAAGGAUUGCCAAAUCAGGAUGUUUUUGGAGAGGUCAGAUAUAGAGUCUAUAGAAUUCUGAAAGGAUUGUAUUAUCAUAAAUAUGAAGAAGGUCUUGUUGAAGAAUAAACGGUAAGGAUGCUGGUAGAAUCCAGUGAUGUUGGAUUAGAUAAAUUAAAUGAUAAUCUUGAAAUUUGGGAUGAAUUAUACAAGAAUUUUAUGAAUCUUUGUAGUGUCAAUUUCUUUUUUAAAGUGAAACAGAAGUUUCUCAUUGGAUACUUUGCAAGGGAAUAUUUGAUCAAACAUCUCGGUUUAGUUUAUGAUGUGACAUCCUCAUUUAUUAUAUGUGCAGAAGAGGCAUUGAAGUUGGCAGACAAUUUCCCUAUGAAUAAGGAAGCUAUAUCUAUUAUUUAAGAAGAAUUAAAAAGAGAUAUUGAAAAGGCAUAGACUUACUUUGGUACUUUAAAUGGGAGUUUCCCUGAAAUCGUCAGAGUCCUUCAAACCAAAAAGGCUUCCUUCUCUAUUUUGACACACUCCAUUGAACAUCUUCAAUCUACGCAACGUCGAGGUCUCAUUGAUGAUAAAGAAUAUAAGAUCUUAUUGAAAGACAUUAACAACAAACUUGUCAAAUUAGAGAGUCAUUCAUAUGAUAUGAGUCUUCCCUCUUUCCAUGUUGUUGCAAUGUAAUUCCCAAUCUUUUAAGAGAUCUCUCUUACUGAUUUGGAUAUUAUCAAAAAGGUUGCUAUAGAAAAGAAGUAUGUCUUAGGAUAAGUUAUCUAUGCCAAAGGGGAUGAAUGCAGUGAAGUAUACAUUAUCAUGAGAGGAUACGUUGUCAAUGAUUUUAAUGGAAUUCUCAUUACUAAGGGAUUGGGAUCUCUAAUUACCCAUUAGAGUCUUAUUGUGGAUGGUGUGCAUAUGAGCACGGCUAAAGCAGCUGUAGAAUCCUAAUUGUACGCCUUACCUACCAAAGUAAUCAAAGAAGUUAUGAUCAGAAAUAAAGAAUUUGAAUUCAAGGUUUAUCUACACUCUCUUGGUAUUUAUCACUUUCAUAUCCUUUUUAGAAUACAUUAGAAAAUGGUAUGAGAGUAAAGUCGGCCCUCUUGCUUAGAUGGAUUUAAAGAGAUUGAAUGAGUUCUUAAGAAAUAAAUGUAAGCUAAUCAAACUCUCAGCACUAUCUCAAACUGAAUUUACUCAUGGAGGCUUCUUGUUUUCUGGAGAAGUACAAGAUUCUAAGGCUAACACAUACUAUAAAUAUGAGUAAGUCAUCAUUAGUAUAUUUUAAGUUAUAUUCCUCCAAGUGAAGGGCUUUUUACUACUGUAUAAUAUGCAACCUGCUUUACUUUUGAUGAACCAAUAGAAGUGCUCCAGAUGAAGCGAAUGAAGGAACUUAAAUUAGAUAGUCAAAGAGAUUAAGAAAUUCACGAAAGAUAUUCAGAGAUCAAGAGAAAUUCUAUUAUGGAGUUGAGCAAGAUAAAUAUUACAUGA